Molecule: messenger RNA, 2757 nt
Organism: Mercenaria mercenaria
Lineage: Eukaryota; Metazoa; Mollusca; Bivalvia; Venerida; Veneridae
Product: UPF0538 protein C2orf76-like
Exons: 6
Coding region: 201-587 (128 amino acids)
Source: RefSeq, a predicted model, not a curated record
UUCGCUCAGAAAACUCACUGUCACUGACAAAAUUUUGGGAAUAUAAAAAGAAAAAAGUAUUGUAAGGACACAUAAUAUGAUAUCAAUGACUUAAAAAUAUAUGUUUCACGGAUAGACGUACGUUCAGUGAGUUAAAUAUCCUGCUAUUGUAGUUGUCAGGGGAUGUGACUUGGAACUUGCUCUACCAUCUGUAGUAUGUUAUGACGACUGAUACGGGUAAAGUGACCAUUACUGUCCGACUCAUCAGAUCAUUUGAUCAUCGUAUCAUCAAGCAUGUUGUAUACCAUGAUGUUUGUCUGGAACAGAAAGUGUCAGACUUCAAACAAUUUAUCAAAACAGAACUGAAAACACAUUCUGGUCUCCCACCGCCUUUCAAGACCCAUAACUAUGAUUCCAUGAAGAUAUCCCAUCAACCAUUUGGAGCAAAGACAUCUGAUCCUGUGAUCAACAAGGAAAAUGAUGAACAGUUAAUGUUAACAGAUGAUAAAACAUUAGAGGGUUGUGGUGUUGUGAAUGAGACAGAGCUGUCAUUCUUCAAUCUUGAGGAGUAUCGUGCCUAUCAGAAAAAUCCAACUCUCAACUGGUGACCGUCGAGUCAUACAUGAAGUUGACGACUCGUAGAGAUAGUGAGCAAAAGACAUCUUCAGUGAUACUGGUGCAGUCAGCAAUCUGAGUUCCUGUAUUUUUGUGUUUUCCUAUAUUUUUUAGGCUUCCUACAUCACUGGAAACAUUAUUAAUUUUAUCUAUUUUUAUCAAUAUCUAUUAGAUUUUAAAGACUUUUUUACCAGUAAAGUUGACAAGCAUUUUCAGUUUCUUUCUCACUUGCUCUGCUUGCUUGACAUAAUAUGCACUUUAAGUGUUAAGAGUGCCAGCUUGGCGUGUGGAAGGUUGUGGGGCCACUCCAUGACUGCAUCAAACCAAAGACAUGAAGAAAUGGUACCAGUAGCUCCCUUGCUUGUAUGGCACUCAGCAUUAACAACAGAAACAUUUGCUUCCCUCAUACAACCAUGGUAAUAGAUCUAUACAGUCGGGAAUGAGUUGUGGAGAGAGAUUAAUACAAGUUGUAGAACCAGUUAUAAAUUUGAAUAAACUAAACAUUUCUGCUUUCCUGACAUCAAAGAAAUAAAGUCUUCUGUUUCUUCAAGAUGUAAAGUCCUCUGAAAUUCGAAUCCAAAUGUCUGUAUCGGCGAUAUAUGACCAUUUUGUGUCGAUUUGCUGUAAAAUUAAACCCAACUAACUCACUCCCCCAAAUGUCGGUAAGGCACUAUACCAAAGUUAAUGAAUUGAAGCUCUGUUGGGACAUAAAGUAUUAUUGAAAACUAGUUCUAAGAUCUUUUUUCCAAAAGAUUGGCCUACCUAACAGAGUAAAUAGGAUUGAUUAUUUCUUAAAACGUUGCUAUUUUGCAUUUAUGUUAGUUCAGGUAGACACCAUUGAUGUUUUUUACUGGCCCAAUAGAAAUACGGCUUUUGCAUUUCACUCGGGAGUCAGUAACACUAAAAUGCAUGUGCUUUUUUUCCGCUCUUUACAAAUAUGGCAUAUGCAUUUUACUUGCUCUUAACAAACAUGCAUUUCACUUAGCCAUUUGAAAUAUGGUAUAUGUUUAUUAGCUCACCUGAGCACAAAGUGCUCAGGGUGAGGUAUUGUGAUCGCUCACCGUCCGGCGUCCGGCCGGCGUCCGUCCACACUUUCCUUUAAACAACAUCUUCUCCUAAACCAACAGGCCAAUUUUGAUGAAACUUCACAAGGAUGUUCCUUGGAUGGUCUUCUUUAAAAAUUGUUCAAAGAAUUGAAUUCCAUACAGAAUUCUGGUUGCCAUGGCAACCAAAAGGAAAAAUCUUCUUCUCAAAAACCAGAAGCCCUAGAGCUUAGAUAUUUGGUGUGAAGCAUUGCCUAGUGGACCUCUAUCAAGUUUGUUCAGAUCAUGACCCCAGGGUCAAAAUUGACCCCGCCCCAGGGGUCACUUGAUUUUACAUAGGAAAAUCUUAAAAAAUCUUCUUCUCAAAAACCAGAAGCCCUAGAGCUUAGAUAUUUGACAUGUAGCAUUGCCUAGUGGACCUCUACUAAAAUUGUUCAAAUCAUACCCCGGGGUCAAAACUGACCUCACCCCAGGGGUCACUUGACUUUACAUAGGAAAAUCUUCAAAAAUUUUCUAAAAAUAAACCAGAAGGCCUAGAUCUUAGAUAUUUGACAUGUAGCAUUUGUUCAAAUCAUGACCUCCGGGGUCAAAUUGACCCCACCCCAUGGGGUUACUUGUUUAGCUUUAGCGAAGAAUAUUUUUCAAGAAAGCAAUUAAAUUCAGGUGAGCGAUAUAGGGCCAUCAUGGCUCUCUUGUAAUUAUUAGGUUGUUAGAAAUACAGCAUAAUUUUUAUUUAUGUUGUGUAACAUUGCUGUUAGAAACAUGGCACUUGCUUUUUAGGCUGGCAAACUUGUUCGCUAGACUAUUAUUAUCACAAAUCGAAAGUCACAAAGACUGUUGAGACUGACCACACAAAAUAAUAUUUCAUGUGCAAUUCAAGUUGUGUUCUGUGCUGUAUAUCAAUUUUACUAUGAAUUUGUUUAAAGAUUGAUAAACUUAUCUGUUUCAAUAAAUCUAUUUUUUCAACCAUUUUAUAAUCUUGUUUUCUUUUAAAGGAAAAAUAUUUGAAAGUACAAACAGAUCUUUAUAAAGGCAUUGCUAAUUACAUAUUCAUUCUUACUACGCGUUUCUUUAUUAAGCUGGCAUAACAUCUCUCUGCUUGUACAUUCACUUUUGUAUA